UUCCUGCCAGUCCUCCUGUCUGCUCUGAGACCAGCACAUCUCCUCCGCCAUGGAGAGCUAACCUCGCCAGAGCGCCUGAGGCUCCCACAGGACAGGCGGAGACACAGCUGCCCCCUCGGUCACUCCUGCCGCUCCCAGCAGGCAGCGAAGACUGGGGUCUUCAUGUGGCUGCUCUGACCCUCCCCUCUAGUAUGGAUGUGUGUGGCUGGAAGGAAAUGGAGGUUGCUCUGGUCAAUUUUGAUAACUCAGAGGAAAUCCAGGAAGAGCCAAGCUAUGCCACAGACUUCAACCCAACCAGCUCCAAAGGCCGGCCUGGGAGCAGCCCAUUUUCUAACUGGAAGGUUCUCAGUGAUGACACCAGCAGUGAGACUGCCUUCUCCAAACUUCCAGGAGACUAUGUGGACCCCCCAGGGCCUGAGCCAGUGGUCUUGAAUGAAGGAAACCAGAGGGUGAUCAUCAACAUUGCUGGACUAAGAUUUGAGACCCAGCUCCGAACCCUCAAUCAGUUCCCAGAAACUCUCCUGGGAGACCGGGAAAAAAGGAUGCAAUUCUUUGACUCUAUGAGAAAUGAGUAUUUCUUUGACAGGAACCGGCCCAGUUUUGAUGGAAUCCUGUACUAUUACCAAUCUGGUGGGAAAAUCCGGCGACCAGCCAAUGUCCCUAUUGAUGUCUUCGCGGAUGAGAUCUCCUUCUACGAACUGGGAAGUGAGGCCAUGGACCAGUUCCGGGAGGACGAAGGCUUCAUAAAAGACCCUGAGACGCUGCUUCCCACCAACGACUUCCACCGGCAGUUCUGGCUCCUCUUCGAGUACCCCGAGAGCUCCAGUGCGGCCCGCGGUGUGGCCGUGGUCUCCGUGUUGGUGGUGGUCAUCUCCAUCACCAUCUUCUGCCUUGAGACACUCCCAGAGUUCCGGGAAGACAGGGAGCUGAGGGUGGUCAGAGACCCCAGCCUCAACGCAAACAAGACAGCCUUCACCCAGACCAUGUUCACCGACCCUUUCUUCGUGGUGGAGUCCACCUGCAUCGUGUGGUUUACCUUUGAGCUGGUGCUCCGGUUCGUCGUCUGCCCCAGCAAGACUGACUUCUUCCGGAACAUCAUGAACAUCAUUGACAUCAUCUCCAUCAUCCCCUACUUUGCAACCCUCAUCACAGAGCUGGUCCAGGAGACAGAGCCAAGUGCCCAACAGAACAUGUCCCUGGCCAUCCUGAGGAUCAUCCGCCUGGUGAGGGUGUUCCGCAUCUUCAAGCUUUCCCGCCACUCCAAGGGGCUGCAGAUCCUGGGGCAGACACUGAAGGCUUCCAUGCAGGAGUUGGGGCUGCUCAUCUUCUUCCUCUUCAUCGGGGUCAUCCUCUUCUCCAGCGCCGUGUACUUUGCCGAGGUGGAUGAGCCAGAGUCCCAUUUCUCCAGCAUUCCUGAUGGGUUCUGGUGGGCAGUGGUCACUAUGACAACAGUAGGGUAUGGUGACAUGUGUCCAACCACCCCAGGGGGUAAGAUUGUGGGCACACUCUGUGCCAUUGCAGGCGUCCUCACCAUUGCUCUGCCUGUACCUGUCAUUGUCUCUAAUUUCAACUAUUUCUACCACCGGGAGACUGAAAAUGAAGAGAAGCAAAACAUCCCAGGAGAAAUUGAUAAAAUCCUCAAUAGUGUGGGCUCGAGAAUGGAUAGCAGUGACUCUCUUAAUAAGACCAAUGGCGGCUGCUCCACAGAGAAGUCCAAGAAGUGA
Jaculus jaculus (lesser Egyptian jerboa) is the source of this 1724-nucleotide messenger RNA. RefSeq names its product potassium voltage-gated channel subfamily A member 10 (gene Kcna10). Gene Ontology annotation, cellular component: voltage-gated potassium channel complex; membrane. Bases 192 to 1724 code for a protein of 510 amino acids. The transcript has 2 exons. Gene Ontology annotation, molecular function: delayed rectifier potassium channel activity; protein binding. The record is from RefSeq and is a predicted model, not a curated record. Gene Ontology annotation, biological process: protein homooligomerization; potassium ion transmembrane transport. NCBI's taxonomy places the organism in Eukaryota, Metazoa, Chordata, Mammalia, Rodentia, Dipodidae.